Molecule: messenger RNA, 741 nt
Organism: Didymosphaeria variabile
Lineage: Eukaryota; Fungi; Ascomycota; Dothideomycetes; Pleosporales; Didymosphaeriaceae
Exons: 2
Coding region: 1-741 (246 amino acids)
Source: RefSeq, a predicted model, not a curated record
AUGAAGUACCUUCUCCCAACUCUCGGCUUCGCCGCCGCCGUCGCUGCCCACGGCUACGUCGACAACGCGACCAUCGCAAACAAGGUCUACACCUUCUAUCAGCCUUACACCGAUCCUUACACCUCGCCCGCGCCGCAGCGAAUUUCACGCCCCAUCCAGGGCAACGGUCCCAUUCAGGAUGUAACAAUCGCUGACCUCCAGUGCGGCGGCUACACCGUGGGUGGCAUCGUGGGAUCAUCCCCUGCUGCUCUCCACGCCGAAGUCGCUGCGGGAUCCGAGAUCUCGCUCCGCUGGACGCUCUGGCCUGAGAGCCACGUCGGGCCCACUGUGACUUACAUGGCAAGAUGCCCGGAUGCUGGGUGCAACAGCUACAUGCCCAACUCCACCGCCGUCUGGUUCAAAGUCAAAGAAGAAGGCCGCGAAGGCACCUCCAACACCUGGGGCGACACCAAGCUGAUGUCCGCCGGCGGCGUCGCCACCUACACCGUCCCCUCCUGCCUCAAGCCCGGCUACUACCUUGUCCGCCACGAGAUCAUCGCACUGCACGCCUCCUACACCUACCCUGGUGCGCAGUUCUACCCGGGAUGCCAUCAGCUUAAGGUUACUGGAUCUGGAUCGACUACGCCUUCUGGCCUCGUUGCGUUCCCGGGUGCUUACAAGGGAACGGACGCUGGUAUCACGUAUGAUGCGUAUAAGGCGCAGACGUACACUGUUCCCGGACCUAGUGUGUUUACGUGCUAG